AUGAACCUUUUUCUUAAACCAUCGACCCAAACGGCGUCGUCUCCCCGUCGUUCACGGUCCCCGUCCGUCCGUACGCCGUCCGCUAUCAUCCCGGCAAUGGCUUUCGCAUCGUCGCCCGUUGACUCGCCGUCGUCCUCCUUCUUCGCCGCCGCCGCUGCCGCCCCGGACCUCGACGGCCUCGCCCAGGCGCCAGCGUCCGUCGCUCGCGCCAUCCUCGUGGCUCUCUGCGAUGACCGACGGGUUCGAGCUCAGGCGUUGAGGCAGCUUGAGCGCCUGCUGCGCUUUGAGGCCGAUGUCCGCGAGGAAGAGGAGGAUGGUGUCAAGAGGAGCCCCAAUUCCGUCUCAAGUCCAUCAAAUCCAAAAAAGAGAAAGGCAACCGGCGAGCCCAAGAUCUGUGUUCAGUGCGACGGCAUCUUCACGGCCGACGAGAACAGCUUUGGUUCAUGUUGGUACCACUCAGGCGAGCUGGAGCUUUGGGAUGAGACGCAAAUACCACCAACAAUCUGGGACGACGUAUCGUCAGACGAGCUGGACACAGAUUCCAAUCGCCUAGAGUAUCCCGCAGCGUUCCGAUGGUGCUGCUGCCAGAGGCUAGGCGACAGGCAAGGCUGCGUGCGCGGCACACACGAAGCCAACCCGGACAGGAGCAAAAAGGGCCGCGGCAAUGAGCUGUCCGAUCUCGAAGACGAUCCGCUGGAGCUUGACGACGCCUCAUCGCAGGAGUUGGGACCGCCGCCGCAUCAGCAGCACUACACGAUCUCGAGCUCACCGACGGACGCUGGCCACAAGGCGACGACGGCAACGAUGACUGUGAGAACGGCAACCUCGCUGACGACAACACACCAUCACCACCAACAGCAAUGA
Messenger RNA from Colletotrichum abscissum, 864 nucleotides. RefSeq lists its product as uncharacterized. The record is from RefSeq and is a predicted model, not a curated record. NCBI's taxonomy places the organism in Eukaryota, Fungi, Ascomycota, Sordariomycetes, Glomerellales, Glomerellaceae. The transcript has 2 exons. The coding region runs from base 1 to 864 and encodes 287 amino acids.